Molecule: messenger RNA, 1746 nt
Organism: Tinamus guttatus (white-throated tinamou)
Lineage: Eukaryota; Metazoa; Chordata; Aves; Tinamiformes; Tinamidae
Source: RefSeq, a predicted model, not a curated record
AUGUAUGAAAACAUGUCCACAAUGGUGUACCUAAAGGAAGAGAAGUUGGAGAAGCUCACACAAGAUGAAAUCAUUGCAAAAACUAAGCAAGUUAUUAAUGGACUAGAGGCACUGAAGAAUGAACACAAUUCAAUUUUACAGAGCUUACUUGAAACACUGAAAUGUUUGAAGAAAGAUGAUGAAACUAAUCUGGUUGAAGAAAAAUCAAACAUGAUUCGAAAGUCGCUGGAGAUGUUGGAACUUGGGCUUAGUGAAGCACAGGUAAUGAUGGCAUUGUCAAAUCACUUAAAUGCAGUGGAGUCAGAGAAGCAGAAAUUGCGUGCCCAGGUUCGACGGUUAUGCCAGGAAAAUCAGUGGCUACGGGAUGAACUAGCCAAUACACAACAGAAACUACAGAAAAGUGAGCAAUCUGUGGCUCAACUGGAGGAAGAAAAGAAACAUCUAGAAUUCAUGAACCAAUUAAAAAAAUACGACGAUGAUAUUUCACCAUCAGAGGAUAAAGAUACGGAUUCCACCAAAGAGCCUUUGGAUGACUUAUUUCCAAAUGAUGAAGAUGAACAAGGACAAGGGAUUCAACAACAGCACAGCAGUGCAGUUGCCGCUGCCCAACAAGGUGGCUAUGAAAUUCCAGCAAGAUUAAGGACCCUUCAUAAUCUUGUUAUCCAGUAUGCUUCCCAAGGUAGAUAUGAGGUUGCUGUACCACUUUGUAAACAAGCUCUUGAAGAUUUGGAGAAGACCUCAGGUCAUGAUCAUCCUGAUGUUGCCACCAUGUUAAACAUACUUGCUUUGGUGUACAGGUUUGUAUUCGAGAAGACUUUGGGCAAAGAUCAUCCAGCGGUGGCAGCAACUCUAAACAACCUUGCAGUGCUUUAUGGUAAACGUGGAAAGUACAAGGAGGCUGAACCAUUGUGUAAGCGAGCUCUGGAAAUCAGAGAAAAGGUCUUGGGGAAAGAUCACCCUGAUGUUGCCAAACAAUUAAAUAACCUGGCUUUGCUAUGCCAGAACCAGGGUAAAUACGAAGAGGUAGAAUACUAUUAUCAGAGAGCACUGGAGAUUUACCAAACUAAGCUGGGACCAGAUGAUCCAAAUGUUGCAAAAACAAAGAAUAACCUGGCAUCCUGCUAUCUAAAACAGGGCAAAUUCAAGCAAGCAGAAACUUUAUACAAAGAGAUUCUUACUCGUGCUCAUGAACGGGAAUUUGGUUCCGUAGAUGAUGAAAAUAAGCCUAUUUGGAUGCAUGCUGAAGAAAGGGAAGAAUGCAAAGGAAAGCAAAAAGAUGGCUCAUCUUUUGGAGAAUAUGGUGGCUGGUACAAAGCUUGCAAAGUUGAUAGUCCAACAGUUACAACUACCUUAAAGAACCUUGGGGCACUUUAUAGACGGCAAGGUAAAUUUGAAGCUGCUGAAACGUUAGAAGAGGCAGCAAUGCGAUCUCGUAAACAGGGUCUUGACAAUGUUCAUAAACAGAGAGUUGCUGAAGUGCUGAACGACCCUGAGAGCAUAGAGAAGAGGCGCAGCCGGGAGAGCCUCAAUGUGGAUGUGGUAAAGUACGAGAGCGGUCCCGACGGAGGCGAGGAAGUGAGUAUGAGCGUAGAGUGGAAUGGGGAUGGCACUGGAUCUUUAAAACGCAGUGGUUCCUUUAGCAAACUUCGUGCUUCCAUUAGACGCAGAAGUGAGAAGCUGGUUAGGAAGCUGAAGGGUGGAAGCCCACGGGACGAGGAACCAAAGAAUCCGGGGUAAUUAUCCAUU